This is a messenger RNA of Leptomonas pyrrhocoris, 10158 nucleotides long. RefSeq lists its product as hypothetical. The coding region runs from base 1 to 10158 and encodes 3385 amino acids. NCBI's taxonomy places the organism in Eukaryota, Euglenozoa, Kinetoplastea, Trypanosomatida, Trypanosomatidae. Gene Ontology annotation, molecular function: protein binding. The transcript has a single exon. The record is from RefSeq and is a predicted model, not a curated record.
AUGACGUGCCUCGUCGCUGUUUGCGUUGCGGUUAUUGCUGGGUACGUCCUGCUCGGUGGAUUUGCCCUGUUUUUCCUCGUGCGUUUUGCGUGGCUGAACUGCGUGCGCGAGGCGCGGCCGCGACAGUGCGGUCAGCACCUCCUGUCCUACGGGGUGUUGCUCUGCUACUUAGUCCUCUGCGUGUGGACAGCGCAUGGGUCAGCAUUCCUGCAGAGCGGGCUGCGCCUCGCGGCUUCGUCUUCAACUUCUGCCUCGCACGUAGGCACAGGAUCUGCAUUUGGCGCCAGUAGCACCUCUGUCUCUUCCAGGUGGCCCGUGCGUGUGCUCGUCGAGGUCGGCAGCUUCUUGGCUGACGCUUUCCUGCGUCCGUGGACUCCCUUCUCCCUCGCGGCACCAGCCACGACCGCCCACGACGCAGCCCUCUCUUCCUCUGCCCCAACGCUGCUGUUUUGCAGCGCGCUGUGCGCCUUCGCCCAGGUCGUCGCCGCCACCUCUCUUUACGGCACCUUCGCGGUGUGGUGCAACACACGCUGGCGCUACGUUGUCCUGCGAACUGUCGCCCAACACGCCGAUUUGUGGGCGCUUCUCUUCCCGCUCGAUCCCGCCGAGGAUUUUGCUGCUGCUGCGGCGGCGGCGGCGGCGAUGCGGUUUUCGGCAGAGGUGCAGCACAGCUCUCAACAUCAGCGAGACGGAUCGAUGGACUCCUUGUCGUCGCCGCCGUCGUCGCCAGCCGCCGGGGCACAACGAGGCGCAGCGGGGCGUCGUACCGGGCGGGUGAGCGUUAUCGCGCCAGCGAAUGCCUCGCCGCGCACUCCGCCAGGUCUUCCCCGAUUCAACGCCAGCGGUAGUAGUCGUGUGAAUGCGGCUGCGAACGGCCGUGUGUUCGCACUUUCACAACGUCCUGACCGCGCUGCAGGCACUAUGGAAGAAGAGGAAACACGGCCAGAGCGGCAGCGGCGACGCCAUCUCUUACGUGUUCGGCAACGUUUCUUGUCUGCCUUCUGGGUGACCGACGCGACGGUGUUGUUGAUGACGUUCUUCUUCUUUAGUAGCCUCGCUGCCGGUCGGGUGGCCGUCACAGCUGUCAUGGCCUCGAUCUGGACGCAGCGCUUCUCCAGCGGCGCAGCUUCAUCGACAACAGGGAUGCCGUCGACUGCCUCGACACGGAAAAGCUUUACCCCCUACCCUACCGAAGGCUACGUUGCAGUGAUCGGGCUGUGCUACCUCGCACUUCUACGUCUCCGGCUGAGGCGUCAGAGAGCGCUCCUGCGCGAUCUUUUCGUGCUCGUGCGCAGCUCCGCAACAGCAACAGCAACAGCGGCAGCACCGGCAGCACCUUCUCCUUCGCUGUCGCCCCUCCCCUUACCACGGCAGCGUCGCUCGCGUCUGUUGCACGGUGCUGAGGCGAACAGCAGUCGAACGCACCGCUCCAGCCGCUGUCGACUGUCUCGAUCUUCUGGUUCACUAUCGUCGCCCGCGUCGCCGACGCACCCGCUGUGCAGCCGCAGCUUCGACAACGCACCAUUUUCUGGCUGGGUCACCGUCAACCCGCGGCCGCCGUUGCAGCGCGUCGCGUUUGAUGUAGACGCCGAGGAUCGCGCGACGCGGGUGAAGGAGAGUGGUGGCCGAUCUGCGUCGCUCUUCGCUCGCUGGGGUGUGCGGUGGUGGUCGUGGUCGUGGUGGCCAGCCCAGACGCAGACUCGUGCAUCGCGCCAAGAGGGCGGCAGCUCCGCGGAUGCAUCUUCUUCCACGCCUUCCGCCACGUCAAGCCCGGCAGCGGCAGUGCAGCCCAACCCCCCGAAGUUUCGCUUUCUGAUCCUCACCACGGCGGCGCUGCUUGCCGUGCAGCUGGCGCCCGACUCGACGGGCGUGUGGGCGGCGGCGCUGGGGCUCAUCGGCGGCUGUGCCGCCGGCACCACUCGCGACGCCCUCUGCGGACCUUUCUGCUGGAUCGUCACGGACUACCGGAAGCUGCUGCGGUGCUCGUGGUGGGGCCUGUUCGCCUCCCGCGCCUGCAGCCCGCGCGCGAUGGACGUCUCUGCGGCGAUCUCGAGCCUGUCGGAGCAGCAACGGCGUCACUUCAUGACGCUGCACAUCCGCGGUGCCCUACCGCAUCCCUACCACCGCCGCCAUCCGUCGUGCGUGGUGGUGGACGAAGACGAAGAGGAGGACUGGGUUGCGGAGACGGCGAAUAAAUCCUUCGCUGUCAACGCGCUCGUCGAGGCGGCGAAGACGGCGACAGUCGCCACCAUCACCACUAACACAAGAACAAGAACAAUGCCGACGCCAGACUUUAUUACCUCACCACGUUCGGCGGGGUCGGCCAGCACCACCAGCCCGUCCGCGUCGUCCGCCACAACAGCAACAGCGGCGGCAUGCCUCGGGGACGUCGGAGAUGUGGACGUCGACGCGUUACUUGCGGACGACGAUGCACCUGGGAUGUCCGAAGUCGGAGGAGACACGUACAACGACGAUGAGUGGAGUGAGCGCGACAGCGUCGUGGCGGCGUUCUCGCUCACGCAGUUCUGGCACGGAGUUGUGACGCAGGCGCUGCAGAAGUCGGCUGCGCAAGCUACCGGGUUGCAGGGCGCGCCUUCUCCCGGAUUGAACGUCGAGGGAGGCGCUUUACACGAGUCUUUCGAGGGCCCAGCGUCCACGACGCACGCGAACUCCUCCGUCGUCUUUCCAUCGCUGCCGGGGCUGGCACACGUCCCCCACGGCGGCAGCAGCGGCGGCGGCGACGCGUCUAUAACGUUUUUCAACGCCAGCUUUCUGGGUGUAACGGACCCCUUUCGGGUCGCCGCGCUGCUGUCCCUGGUACCGACGGAGUCGCCUGUCAACGGAACGGCGAAGACGCUGCUGCCCAUCGCACCGGGUUUGGAGCUCGGCCACGACCUACGCGCGGGAUUUGGGCCGAAGAAGAUGAAGAGGUCGAUGUUGCUGACGGCUCCGGCGGCGGCACGCGUUGGUGCGGCGGAGGAGCGGGGGAAAGAGGACGCAGCGGAACGCGCGCGACAGGUUUCUGCUGCUGCUGCUGCCGCUGUUGGAAAGGAAAACAACGAGGAUCAUCCCGAGCGCAAUCGCAGCUCUCCUCGCCCUACACCCGCUGACGCGCAGCGACGUCCCCCGUUGUCCUCCUCACCACCACCACCGCACGCGCCUCACGCAAAAGAUCACGCGAUCGCGACGGCGCCAGAAGCGGGGUGGCUGUCGAGCGCGCUGGCCACCGUUGUGUCCGUCAUCGUCGGGCAUCGCCGGUCGGUCUCCUCACCCCCGCUGGACGCACACGCAGAAGGAGCUGAGGAAGCCUUCACAAGUGCGUUGCCCGCCGAGGUGGUGCACGACAUGUCCACAGCCAGCAGCCUCUCCAUCGCCACCUCCGCCGCUGCACGGGCGCUGCAGCAGAGCGAGGAAGGCUUUGAACGCUUCCUGAGCUGCGUGCGGCGUGACGGCGACAACACCUUCGCUCUGCAAAGUAUGCUGUCCGCGCACGGCAACACGUACGGCAGCCGGGUGGACGCUAUGGGGCGCGGCGCGUUGCACUACGCCGUCAUUGGCGGUUUUGUCCACGGGGUGUGGUUCCUCGUCAAGAUCGGCGCGGAGCCGAACCUGCUGGAUAAGGCCGGCUACGCCCCGCUGCACUACGCCGUGCUGUACCACACGGUGCACCGCCUCUCACCCACCAUUACGGAUGAAAACACGAGCGCGACGGUGCGGCAGGCGCGGCAGAUGCUGGGCAUCCCAGUGGUGGCCACGGCGGCCCUGCAGGCACCCGAGCAGGCACGGAAGCGACGCCAGCUGCGACAACAGCGGCACCGCCGGCUGAUGCGGCGGCGGCUGCAGGCGGCGUACAGCGCCACGACCGACCCGAAUCGCUCUUACGGCGGCAGCAGCAGCAGUGACAGCAGAGACAGCAGCGAUAACGGUAGACCGGUACUGUCGAUGGUAACGAGCAUGAGCACCGUCAGCGACGUCUCUCGCAUAAACAGCUACCACGGCAGGUCGUCGCCACGGCUGCGAAGGGCAGAGGAGCAGCACGACGAACAGAGCCACCACCACCACGGCAGCAGCAGCAUCAGCAGCAGCAGGAGUGUUGCGAACAGCACCCCGCUCGGGAUUCCCAGCAGCUCGCACGAUGAGGAACUCGCCGACAGUCCGCUGCUGGAGCUGCUGCCCACCGACAUGCCAGAUGACCCAGAGGACGCCAUCGUGGAAGAGCCGGCCUCGAGCAUGGCGGUUGUCGCCGCGGCUGCGAUGGCGCAAGAAGAACGUGGGCAGUGGUACGGCCUGGUGGGUCGGCUCUUGAGUCUUGGGGCACUCGUGGACUUCCCGACGGCGCGCGGCCUCACGGCGCUGCAUUUGGCGGUCUUGCAAGGCGCCCUCGGUCUUGUGAACACGCUGCUGCGGGAAGGCGCCAACCCCCUGCUGGGGUCGGAGCUGGAGACGCGACCGUUUCUCUCUCCUGCCAACGAUGCCGCGGGGGAAGAGACGGAGGAAGACGGGAGUCUCGACGCAGCAACGAAAGCACAGAAGAUAUCCGGUAGAGGAGACGGGGAAAGGGGCGAAGAAGCGGUGGAACUGGACAGGUCUGCGGCAUGGACUCAGCAGGUCAACGCGGAACUCCAGCGCGCUGUUGGUGGACGGCGGCGGCGUCGGCGGCAAGAGGAGUCGCGGACGUGCGUCGUUCCUGGAGAAGAAGAGCAAGCAGAGGAAGAGACACCGUAUGGCGCAAAAAAGCGCCAGAAGGGCAGCGCGAGCUGGGUGGAAGCACCAUCUCCUGCGACGUCGCCACCACCACAGGGGACCACCAGUGUCUUCGACACGGAAUGGGUCGACGUGCACCUCACACACGCCGGCAGCCCCAUCGUCAUGGGUCACUGCAAGUCCCCGCUGCUCUUAGCGGUAGAGCUGGAUGCCGACCUGGUGGUGGCCAGCAUGCUGUACCACGCCACGGUGCAAGACACGUAUCGCCGAGUCGCCGCCAGUCUUCGGGUGGGGAAGGUAAAGCGCGGCAGCAGCACCGGCAGCAGGAGCAGCAACAGCCUUCACGGCAGCGGUGGUGGUGGUAGGGGAACAGGACACGUUUCGUUUCUUCACGACGGUGACGUUGGCGUGCCGUUCGUGUCGUCGGCCAGCAAUUCGCCUCUGCCCCCGUCGCCGGUGUCGCGAAGAGUCGCCCACGGCAGCCCUGUGCCGUCUCCUCUGGCGGUGGUGGACUUGACAAAUACAACGGAUCCGUUGCAGCAGCAGCAGCAGCAGCAGCAGCAGCAGCGGCCGCCCCUCGUUCCAUCUCCGUCUCCUACAGCUUCCUCCUCCUCCUCACGCGCAGUUACACCCGGUGCACCAUCGCGCAGCAGCGUGCACUCGAGGAAGCCGUCGCUCACCACCGCCGUGGUGGCCGGUCGCAUCGGCAACACCUCGCCCCCCGCUGCGCCAGGGUCAGCACAUCCGCUGAUGGAAGAAGGGGGUGUUGAUGAGGCUGCCCACAACAAUGCUGCUGCCUCUGCCGCUGCUGUCGAGUUGAUUGCCGCCGUCGCAGCGCUUCUGCCGUCGCCCACCGUCAUCAACACGGUAGGCACCAGCAGCAAUCGAAGUAGCCCCGCGCCGCCGGUCGGUGGAGGUGGAAGUGGCGGCCACCAUCAGCGUGCGGGCAGCCGUGUCAGCAACAGCAACAGUGUCACGGACCUCAUCUCCUCGGUGAGUGGGGCGACGGCCGACACAAUUGCGACAACGAUCACCACACUGGCGUCGACGUGGGUCCGUACCUGCUGGGCGCGGUCCUGCGAGCACGACUUCCGCGCCAUUCACGUGGCACUUCUGCUGGGCAACGCGCGCGCGGCGCGGGUGCUGCUCCUACGCUGGACCUACGAUGGCAACGUCCGAGGCGGCGGUGGCGGCGGCAGCGCGGUGCUCGCUGCGGCAGGCCGUCACCAUACUACCAGUGGGGUGCAUUCUCUGUCGUCAGGACCGACGACCCCGAGUCGUCGCGGAAGAGGAGGAGGAGAAGACGCAACGCUCACCAGCGGGACCCCCUCCACGGUGCCAUCACCCGCCGUCUCGCCGCCCUCGACGUCACUCCCGUCCUCUUCCGCUGACAGGCGCGACACCGCCUCCACGAUGACGACGACGACGCUUGAAGCGCUGCCGUCCACUGUCGCCCAAAUCACCGUCCCCGUUCACGACAAAGGCGAAGGCGCGGUGUUUGCUCAUAGAGAACGGAGCAGCAACGGCAGUGGCGGCAGCAGCGACGAUGAGGGGGCGCAACGAGGGCUGCCCUCUUCUUCACCCCGCAGUCGUCAUCAUCAUCAUCAUCACCGCGGCCAUCGCUCACGUGCCCCGUCGACGGCAAUGCUCUCCCUCGCCACCUCCACCGGCGCCUCUGCCUUCUGGGUGGUCCCACUGCGCCUUAACUUUUUCCACCUAGCCGCCAUAGGUGACUCGACGGAGUGCCUCGCCUACGUGCUGCGGUGGAGCGGGGUGCCGGACUACGUCCCCUGCGCGCUGAGCGACGCGUUCCAUGACGAGGCACAGGCAGAGGAGUUGCGCUGGGACGUCCACGCCAACGUUGGGAGGCUAGCAGCGACGGAGACGCAAGAUGCGGAACAUUGUCGCGGCGCCCACCACGGCUGCCAGAAGUGGCGCGACGACCCCACCAGCACGCGGGAGCCGACGAGCGUGAUCGGCACUCUCCCCCCCUUCACCGCCGCCUCUCCGGUGUUGACAGAAGGGAUCGCCCUGCCGACCGCCACCACCACCACUGCCGCUCUCUCGAACGCAGAGGAAUUGGGAAGCAGAACGAAUAUUGUGGUCGUUAGCAGCGUUCUCGAGAGUCUGCGCACCAGCAGCAGCAACAGCGGCAACAACGAUACAUCGCGCACGCGGACCGGUGGAGCGGCCACGGCGGCCCCCACGUUGCGCAGGGCGGGUAGUGCGUCUGGUGGUCCGCAACCAUCUGCCACCGCUGCGCUGCACCUUCCGGUUCUCAUGGAGGAGCCACCACCGUCAGCGACACUCCCGCCCGCACACGCGUUGUGCAGGUCGUCGUCCCUCAUCGCAGAGGUCGCAACGAGGAGAGACGGCGAGGCGGUCACCGGGUCGGACACCCUCUCCGACGUCUUCAACCGCACCUGGAGCAGCAGCCGGUCCUCGCUGAACUCCGUCUCCUCGAACGAGGCGCAGCGACGGGCGAGCGCGUGCCCCGGUCUCGCUUCCUCUGUCCUGCCCCGUCGGGCACUUCGCCUACGUGCGAUGUGUACGCUGCUGCAGUCGCACCUCCAAGACGACGGCGUGCGGUGGCGGGUGCGCACGACUGUCUUUGGUCGUCGCCGCCGCUGCGGCAGCAGUGCCCCCGGUGCGAUGCUGCGACCUCGCGCCACGGCCACCACGCGAACAGAAGAAAAACAGGAGAAGGGAGACACGGAAGGAGGGGCCGUGUGGGACCGCGCGUCGUUGUCGCCAUCGCCGUCCGCUGCCGCGGUGGGGCUGGCCAGUGAGCAGAACAGCGUGCUGGCGAACACGUGUUUCGGCUCCACUGCCGCCGCGGCCGCCCUGCACACUGGCAUGACGAUCUGCUAUGCGACUAUGAACAACUUAGUGGAUGAGGAGGAGGUGGUGGCGGAGGAGGAGCCGCACCGCCAUACCGACAGUGUCAGUAGCAGCACCUGCAGUAGCGCCAGCAGCAACCCGACCUCAAAUGAAGGCAGUGGCUACAGCUACGAUGCGCAGACGGCGUCUGGCACCACCAGGAAAGAAACACAAAGCCGUGUGAAGAGGCACCACCGUCAAGUGCACGCGCGCCGGCUGCGGGAGCACGAGCGGCUGCGUCGUCUCCAUCAACAGCGGCGCCGCGCCUUUGUCUCCGCCGUGACGAAACUGCGUCAGUGCAUCGUCCACGUCCCGCUCGACGUGGCCCACCUCGCCGCGAUAGAAAUGGCGGUAGAUCGGGCCUGUACGACGCUGCCAUCGGCGCCGGCACGCCGCAGCUUGCAGCAGGCCCUGUUGAUCGUGACGCGUCGACUGCAGAAUCAGAAACGUCGUCAGCAGCUGAUCGGUGACCUUCGAAGGAGUGCCGCCACAGCUGCAGCGAGGUCAGGAACAACACCGUCUGCUGUCAGUGCGAGGCAGCGAAGCUCGACCGACGACCCGGCACAUGACAGCGAAGCAAAGGGCACCCUCGGCGUGGAAGACUCCUUCGCAGGGAACACCGCUACAAUAUCGAAGGACAGUCACCCCGCGUCCAGCUUCCCCAGCACCCCGACGGCGGAGGCAGGCACACGAAGACGCGGCGGACACGUGAACAGCCCCCGGCAAGAUGCGAGGUCACCGUCGAUUGCCACCUCAGCUCCCUCGUACUACAGUGCCCUCGGUCAAUACACCGAAGGGGAGUCUAAUAAUGCUGGCGAGAAGGGCGGUGGCGACUUCGUUUUGGAUGAACGAUGGCGUCGCUUCCGACACGAGCAGCAGCAGCAGCGUCUCCGGCAGCUGCUCACGGCGCUGGCCAGCGAGCUGAACGCAGUCGAUACGCGAGGGUUGACGCCGCUGCACUACGCGAUUGCGAACCAGAACGCCGGUAUGGUGUAUCUGCUCUGUGCCUACGGGGCCACCUUUGUCUUUGCGUCCGAGGAGACGGAGUCGCAGCUGGUCGGGCGCUCUGUAAAGGCGGUGGCCGCAGAAGCCGCCAUGGUUGCGGCGUUGGAGGACAACAGCAGCAACAGCAAUGGCACCGCGACGUUCUCGGUGACGAGUGGGAGUGAUUCGGAGGGAUCGCUGGCUGCGUCGAUGGUGCACGUUGAUGGUGCGCCGACGGUGUCACCAAUGAUGGCGUCCACCGUUAUCGUCUCGCCCACCGGCAUGCUUACCCCGGCGCGCAGCGAGAAGACGGGGACAACAGCGCCUGCAGCGACGAGGGCGAGGACGACGGCAGCGGCACUGCGUGCGCAGCUGGCAGACUCGGGCAUCGUCGCCGCGGCUGAUAUUCUCGCGCGCUACAGCGAGCACUACGCCGGUCAGCUUACCCCGGCCACUCGGGAAGCGCUGCGUCAGGCCGCCAAGGCAGCUAGAGCGGAACCCUUACUACGGCACCUGCCCACACGCGAAGCACAGGAAGGGGGGCGGCUGGACGCGUCACACGACGGACUUCAGCGAGACGCCCCGCCUCGAGUCGGCACAUCACCGCUGCAGCUUCACUCUACUCAACCGCCGAUUGCCUCCACUACAGCCAGUGCUACACCCGCGACGACAGCAGAGUUGGGUGGUGAUGAUGGAUGUGUUCCUGCUACGUCGACGACUGUCGCUGUCUCACUCACCACGCCGCCGCCGUCGACCUCCUUGUCGUCGUCCCUCUCCGCCUUUCCGCAGCUCCUGCCACCGCAACGACCACCCCCGCUGACGCAGUUUGUUGCGCCGCCCUCGACGAUAGCUGCCACGCUGACCGAGGCGCUGGGCCUGGGCGUCAGCAGCAUCUUCGCCGUGGCCGCAGCAGGUGCCUUGCGGGAGUUGAACGUAGCUGGGCAACAGGGCACCCGUGAAUCGGUGCCGGCAGUGGCGUCGGCUUCCUCGACGCCGACACCGCAGAGCACGAUGGCUGCCCCGACAGAAGCCGCAAUGAUGGCAAGCAGGCGAAAUAAACUUCACGACCUGCAGGCGCACCUCGUGGAACAAGAAGAGAGGGCGCUCCAGCAGAUGGUGGGAGGCGCGAGGGCGGUGUCUCGCUGCAACAACAAUAAUAACAGCAGCGUCGCCACUCCGCUGCUGCCUCCUCCACCAACGGCCUCCAGUGCCAGAGCACGCGAGAGUACUGGGGAGGAGAAAAUGGCUCGCGGUAAUACAGCGUUGCCGUCCCCCGCCUUCGCGGCGACCCCAACAGGGGACGUGGCGGCGGCCGCCGCGGUAGAAAGUGCGGUUGCAUCUUCUGGGGCUGCCUCUCGCUGCUCCGCCGCCUCCUCUCCUUCGGCACCCGCCACUGCCACCGCGGCGACGGCGGCCGCAGACGCGCAGAAUGCGGUAGAGUACGCGAUGCUCGAGCCGCACGACGUCUUCGUCACCCACGUCGUGCGCAACCCGGCGAAGGCGGACAGCAUGGUGCGGGCGGCGAUGGAAGGGACAGCGCUGAGGUACCUUUUUCAAGCCUAUGUGGUCACGAGUACGGUGGGAAUUUGA